Grammomys surdaster is the source of this 7163-nucleotide messenger RNA. It is a transcript of the gene Bmp2k, whose product is annotated as BMP2 inducible kinase. Bases 1 to 3393 code for a protein of 1130 amino acids. The record is from RefSeq and is a predicted model, not a curated record. Gene Ontology annotation, molecular function: protein kinase activity; ATP binding. The transcript has 16 exons. Gene Ontology annotation, biological process: protein phosphorylation. NCBI's taxonomy places the organism in Eukaryota, Metazoa, Chordata, Mammalia, Rodentia, Muridae.
AUGAAGAAGUUCUCUCGGAUGCCCAAGUCGGAGGGCAGCGGCGGCGGGGCGGCGGCUGGCGGGGCCGCGGGCGCCGGGCUCGGCGGCGGCUUCGCAAGCUCGUCCAUGGGGGUCCGCGUGUUCGCCGUCGGCCGCUACCAGGUCACCCUGGAGGAGUCGCUGGCCGAAGGUGGAUUCUCCACUGUUUUCCUGGUGCGGACUCACAGUGGAAUCCGAUGCGCACUGAAGCGAAUGUUUGUCAAUAACACAUCUGACCUCAACAUUUGUAAAAGGGAAAUCACAAUUAUGAAAGAGCUAUCUGGCCACAAAAAUAUUGUUGGUUAUUUGGACUGUGCUGUCAAUUCAAUUGGUGAUAAUGUAUGGGAAGUGCUUAUCUUAAUGGAAUAUUGUAGAGCUGGGCAGGUUGUGAACCAGAUGAACAAGAAGCUACAGACAGGCUUUACCGAGUCAGAAGUCCUACAAAUCUUUUGUGAUACCUGUGAAGCUGUUGCACGGUUGCAUCAAUGUAAGACUCCCAUAAUCCACCGGGAUCUGAAGGUAGAAAAUAUUUUGCUAAACGAUGCUGGAAAUUAUGUGCUUUGUGACUUUGGCAGUGCCACUAAUAAAUUUCUCAAUCCUCAAAAAGAUGGAGUUAAUGUAGUAGAAGAAGAAAUUAAAAAAUACACGACUCUGUCAUAUAGAGCCCCAGAAAUGAUCAACCUUUAUGGAGGGAAACCAAUCACCACCAAGGCUGAUAUCUGGGCCCUGGGGUGUUUACUGUAUAAACUGUGUUUCUUCGCUCUUCCUUUUGGAGAGAGUCAGGUUGCUAUCUGUGACGGCAGCUUCACCAUCCCAGACAAUUCCCGCUACUCCCAUAAUGUACACUGCUUGAUUAGAUUCAUGCUUGAACUGGACCCGGAGCACAGACCUGACAUAUUUCAAGUGUCCUACUUUGCAUUUAAAUUUGCCAAAAAGGAUUGUCCAGUCUCCAACAUCAAUAAUUCUUUUCUUCCAUCAGCUCUUCCCGAACCGAUGACUGCUACUGAAGCCGCUGCUAGGAGAAGCCAGAUGAAGGCCAGAAUAACAGAUACCAUUGGACCAACAGAAACCUCAAUUGCACCAAGACAAAGACCAAAGGCCAAUUCCACCAGUGCUGCUUCCAGUGUGCUGACCAUUCAGAGUUCAGCAACGCCUGUUAAAGUCCCCGCUCCUCCCCAGGAAUUCAGUAACCACAAACCCAAAGGAGCAUUGAGACCUGGAAGUGGGUCUGAAGUCUUAAUGGUUCAGGGCCCCCCUCAGCAACCACCACAGCAGCAUAGAGUCCUCCAGCAGUUACAGCAGGGAGACUGGAGAUUGCAGCAACUCCCUUUGCAUCGUCAUCCUCACCAGCAGCAGCAGCAGCAGCAGCAACAGCAGCAGCAACAGCAGCAGCAACUACUUCAAAAUGCUUAUUUGCAGCAGUAUCAGCAUGCAAUGCACCAGCAGCAGAUACUUCAGCAACAGUUUUUAAUGCACUCAGUGUAUCAGCCACAACCUCCUGCAUCACAGUAUCCUAUCAUGAUGCAGCAGUAUCAGCAGGCUUUCUUGCAGCAGCAGAUGCUAGCUCACCAUCAGCAGCCAACUCAGCAAGUAUCACCUGAGUAUCUUACCUCCCCUCAAGAGUUCUCACCAGCCUUAGUUUCCUACGCCUCGUCACUUCCAGCUCAGGUUGGAACCAUAGUGGACUCCUCUUACAGUGCCAACAGGUCAGUUGCUGAGAAAGAGGCAGUUGCAAAUUUUACAAAUCAGAAGACCAACAGUCACCCUCCUGACAUGUCGGGCUGGAAUCCUUUUGGAGAAGACAAUUUUUCCAAGUUAACAGAAGAGGAACUGUUGGACAGAGAAUUUGACCUUCUAAGAUCAAACAGGCUCGGGGAGAGCACACCCUCAGAUAAGAAUGUAGACCUGCCCCCUGCCCUGCCCCCUGCUCCACACAGCUAUCCUCCGGAGGAGCCUUUUGCUUCCGUCCCUUUCAUUCCUCACUCAGGUUCUCCUGAAAAGAAAACGGAACAUUCUCCAAAUCAAAAAAAUACCACUGCAAACCCUACCAAAAAUGGAAGCUCAAGUCCAAUAUGCAAAGAUCAGCGAGCAGGAAAGAAAAGCUCAGAGAAUCCCGCAGUUAGGGGUCAAGUGCAAAAGGGAAAUGACGAUUCUGAAAGCGAUUUUGAAUCAGACCCCCCUUCUCCUAAGAGCAGUGAAGAAGAACAAGAGGAUGAAGACGCACAGGGAGAACAUGCGGACUUUAAUGAUGACGACACCGAGCCAGAGAACCUAGGUCACAGGCCUUUACUCAUGGACUCCGAAGAUGAAGAAGAGGAUGACAAACACAGCUCUGACUCAGAGUGUGAACAGACAAAAGCCAGGGGAGGAGACUCGAGCUCCCUGCGUAGAGACAAACCUGGCGGUGCCCCGAACACAGCACUCCUGACCCCUGCCCAUUCACCAGCUGAUGCUCUGACUCCCAGUCAGGAGUUCGAUGUGUUUGGUGCUGUUCCCUUCUUUGCAGUGCCUGCUCCACAGCUGCAGCACAGAGGGAAUGGGAAGAACCUCUCCCAGCAGGCAUUUCCAGAGCAGGAGGACUUCGACGUGUUUACAAAGGCACCCUUCAACAAGAAGGUCAACGUACAGGACUGGCCCGCAGUGGGGCCAGACACACAUCCUCUUCCUGCACGGCCCAGAAGUGUAGAUAUAUUUGGCUCCACUCCCUUUCAGCCAUUUUCCAUGUCAGCCAGUAAAAGUGAAAGCAAGGAGGAUGUUUUUGGGCUCGUGCCCUUUGAGGAAAUAACCGGGAGUCAGCAGCAGCAAAAAGUCAAGCAACGCAGCUUGCAGAAACUGUCCUCUCGCCAGAGACGCACAAAGCAGGAUGUAUCCAAAAGCAACGGGAAGCGCCAUCACGGCACGCCCACCAGCGCUAAGAAGACUCUGAAGCCUCCCUACCGCACGCCCGAGAGGACCCGCAGACACAAGAAGGUGGGCCGCAGAGACUCACAAAGCAGCAAUGAGUUUUUAACCAUUUCAGACUCCAAGGAGAACAUCAGCGUCGCGCUGACUGAUGGCAAAGACAGGGCCAGUGUCCUGCAACCUGACGAGAGUCUAUUGGACCCUUUUGGUGCCAAGCCUUUUCAUCCUCCAGACUUGUGGCACCAGUCCCAUCAGAGCCUAAGCGACAUCUGUGUUGAUCACAACACCAUUUUGCCUGGGAGGCCACGACAGAAUUCAGUACAUGGGUCAUUCCACAGUGCAGACGCAUUGAGAAUGGAUGACUUUGGUGCCGUGCCCUUCACAGAACUCGUGGUGCAAAGCGUCACUUCACAACAGUCCCAGUCGGUCGAACUAGACCCCUUUGGUGCUGCUCCAUUUCCUUCUAAACAGUAGAUCUUUCAGGGGGACUCAGCAAUAACUCCUGUUUCAAAAAAAGUAUGAGUAGUUUUAUGAAUCUGGAUGAAAACGUAUUUGUAUAGUUAUGUCAUUCACUCACACAGGUUAAUCAGGAUAGAUGAUUCUUAAAUAAACCAAAUGGAAUUACUUGUACAGGGUAGUAAGUUGAUGCCUUCUCCAACCAGGAGGAGGCCUAAAUCGAAAGCUCCAAGGGCUUUGGCUACUGACAGAGGGUCACUUGUGGGGCUUCCUGGGAAAGCUGGUGUGUAGCCGCCGAAGGACAGGGAAGCUUAUCACUUCGGAUGUCAAAAUGUCACCUAGGUGCAGACCCCAGAUCCAGCAUUGGAAGCCAGGCUGACUGAAUGUUUCCACCUAUGAGGAAACAGCAUAGGGUAUGCUCUUCCUACACUUCUCUGUAAGGUGGGGCCAGACAAAACUGACUAUUGUGCCUAAAAAAGUUUGCAUUUUAAAAAAAAAACAAGUGCCAUUAAUAAUGGACUCUGCAAUGAUAAGUAUAUGAAAUAAUGUAUAUAUAUAAAUUCACUUUAGCCCUUCUACCGGUGUAUAGGUCAAAACAUGUAUAUGAUAAUAUAUAUGCAGUUUUUAAUCUAUCAAAAAUAAAUUUUUACAAUGUGGAAUGCCUAGAACAAAAAUACAGAGAGAAAUAUCUGGCAUUUGAAAAAAUGUAAAAGAAUGAUACUUCAAAAAGAAAAGCAACAUUUGGUACUUCAGAAAUACUUUGUUUUUGAAUGGGUAGUUGCCAAAACCUUUAUUAUGUCCCUACUGAAGUACAUUGAUGGGGGGGCAGGUUAUAUAGAAAUUUAAUUUCAGAAACAAUGUAGCUGAAACUUUAAUUUGUAAAGAAGUUUACAAUGUAAAAUCAUGUUGCAUUUACUGACUUACUUUAUGACAGCCCCACCCUCAUCCAGCACUGGGGAGUCCUGGGCUGCAGUUCCUUCCUUCAGGGUUAGGGGGCGCCGUUCUACUACAGUGCUCCGACAGUGACAGCCAGUCCCUCUGCACUGGCAGCCAGACCCUCAGUGGAUGGAAGAACUAGAUGGUGGGACUGGGAGCUUAAUUCUGCCACCCGUUUGCAUCAAUAGUGAAAAGAACUAAGCUACCAAAUUGCCUUUUAAAAACUAUCACCAGUCAUAAUGAGAAACUUGAAAUUUUCUAGUUGUGAUUAGCGAUAGGCGUUCUAGAUCAGUUAAUGUGAAUGUCCGCGCUUCCUGUGUCUGUCUUAAGUUAUGAUUAGCUGUCUUUACAGAUGAACAUUUGAAGUUUCUACAUCAACAGCUAUUGCUAUUGAUUGCUAUAUUUUAAGUUAACUCUCUUUGCCCCCAGUUAGUGUAUCUUAAAGAGUAAUCUUAUUAAACCUCUUCAGUUUAGUGCCCUGAGAGGGGAAAUCAUUUGCCUGCUUUUAGAGCUCAGAACUUGGAAAGAAGCAAAAUACAUAACAAACCACUGUCCUUUUUGUGUUGUUUGUCUCCUCCUCUGUGGGCUCAGCCGGGGUAGUGUGGACAGGAGCAGGCCACAUCACACCGCCACCCAGAACCAGGCUGCACCACCUACUGUCCUUGUGCCAAAGGCAGAGACUAUGUUUGCACCUUUUUUUCUGGUUCUCAGGUUGAUUAACCUCUCUAAUGGGAAUGGUAUAGACCCUUUAAGCUACAAACAGAUUCAGUAAUACUUUCUUCCUAAAGUAAUGAUGAACUGAUGUGGUCUUCUGAGUUGUGAAUAUAAAAUCAGAGUUCCACUUGCCUUUCAAUGCACUGAAUAUGUGAUUUCACUGACACAGCCCCUUAGGCUUAUGCUAGACAAAGUCUUAGGAAACAACUCUGCCCCAGCUUAAAAUGUUUACAUUGCCUCGGACAGCCCAGCAGGUGAUGCUCCUCUUGAGACCAGCUCAUUGGACAGUGACUUAAUUGGAGGUCCAAUGGGCAGCUCCUUUGCGUUGCUGUUAAUGGCAUUUUCUCAAGAUGAGGAGACUCCAUUUAAAUGUCAUUGUCGCUAAUUUCCUUACAAGAGCUUGGCUCCCACGCACAGUGAGCACUUACCCAGCACCCACUGCAAGGCUUGGCUCUAUUAUGGGGCAGCCCAGUUCUGGUUUAAAGAAUGUCAUUUGGGUGUGCCCUGUGCUUCUAAGUAUGCAAAGCAGUUCUAACUAAACCUGUUGGACUUGAACAUCAAAGGGAAGUCACAUUAGGAAUCCAGCAAGAGAGUCUGAGGCCAGAGUUGUUAUCUUGAAGCUUUAACAGUGCUCAUUAACUUUGAAUCUGUUCUUAAAAAGUGGACCCUUUGCUUAACUUGGAUCACAUCUAUAAAAGGUUAGUAUUGCCAGAGAAUCUUUUAGGGCAUUGAAAAAAAUGGAUCUACUAAGGCACAGAGGUUGCUUGGUAUGGAGCUGGAGAAAAGGUCUACUCCACGCUGGGUGAGAAUGGAACUGACUAGAAUAUUAAGCACUGAGUGCUCCUCCCCUGGGCACUUAGGGAGUCACUUGGCCUUCAGAUCUGUGCACUUUGCAGUCAGUCCUCCCCUGAUAACAGGGGCUGACUGCUCUCCUCUUCCUGGUAGAGAAUACUAAGGUGGAGCCCACCUACUCUGGUGCGCCUCUCAGUUGGGUCAUCCAGGUCUGGGUACUUCACUUAAGCAUUGCUAGAAGGUACACAUGCAUUAGACUCACGACUUAUGGGGAGUUUGGAUAUAUUUAAUACUUGUAGAAUGCAUAGUGAACUCUGUCAUUUUUUCUUUUAUUUUUAAGCAAAACUAGUCAUCAAUUUAUGUCCAGUUACUGAGCUGACAGUCUACUGUGAGGAGAUGAUGUGUCUACUGAGAGAGUAACAAAUGACUGUUGGAAAAAGUUAUACUCAGUGGUGUUUUCUACUAAGAUAAAAAGACACAUGCACACCAUGGCUGUCUAUUACGGACUUAAUGUGAAUUUAGAAAGGCAAUCUGUUUUGUUUUGUUUUGUUUUUUUAAAGAGCAUUCACUUCUAGUGAGGGAGUUUUAAAAAGCCACUAAAAGGAAGAAGUAGAUGAAAAUACAGAGGGCUGGGUCUGGUUUAGGUUUUUAGUCUUGUUUUUUUGUUUUUAAUUUUUAAAAUUCACAGUGCUACUUUCAGGAAAACUGAUUUUAUUACUAUGUUCUUUUUUGGGACUGAAAGGUUAUCCUAUUAAUAGAAGGAGUAGUAGCCACUUGUUCUUUCUUUUGUGGUGCUGGGAACUGAACCCAGGGCCUUGCACAAGCUAGGCAAGCGCUUUAGGGCUUUCAGCCUUCCAGCCUGGAAGAUCCCUUUUAAUUGCUGGCAAACAGCUUUAAGUGCACUUUCUUUGAUUACACUUCCAUGUUUUUGUUAAACUUGAAUUUUCUGAAGCCUUUUAUGUACCACUAAGCAAAUAACUUUAAUCUUUAAGUAAACCGGGUUUAUAUCCUUAGUUAUAUUUCUAAUUGUUAUAAAACAUACUUGCUAAAGUAACUUAAGCCCUCAAAUGUAGCUGGGAGAUGUUUGAAAUAGAAUUCAGUUGCUUUCCCUGUACCCAGUAAAGCACUAAUUUUAUUACCUUAUUGCCUUUACAUUGCUUAGUCUUGAAUUCUGUUCACUAUUUUGUUUGAGAUUUAAAGUUAUUUUCUUACUGUAUUUAUCAUACUGUUUUAAUAAUCUGCCUUCUUUAAAUGCAAUAAAUCCCAAAUGGAUUGCUUAUUCUUUAUAAUCAAUGCCUUUGGAGUUUUUUUAUUAUUAUUUGUAUCAUUAAAAGUUUCAUUACAAA